UCUUUAAAUGCCAGGGGCUGCGCUCCCGCCCUGGGAGCUCGGAGCCGGAUCUACAAUCCCGUCCCUCCCGCUCCGGCGCUUGUUGCUCGCCCGGCCCGAGCGGGAGCUGCCGCCGCCGGGCACCGAGGCUGCUUCCUUCUCCUGCUUCGAGGGAGCCCCACCUCCCCCGAGAGCAGGUGGAGGAGGAGAAGCAACCCCAGUAGGAGGGACGGGGUGCGGUGUGAAGAGGCACACCUUCCCACCUUCAAGUCUUAAGGAGCUACGUAGCCGCGGGGGCAAGACAUGCGCCGCUCCCCCCUGCCCAGCCUCCCAGCCGCCCGCGCCCGGAGAGGAGAGACUGCGGAGCCCACACCUGCAAACUCGCCCUAGAAGUCUGUGGGUGCGGCGGGGGGCCCCUCCCCAUUCCCCACGGCCUCCACCUCUCGGCGGGUGAGUUUGCGCAGGUGGUCUCAGCCCCUGUCCGGGCACCUGUGCCAAUGACCCUAGUGGUGGUUUCGCUUUCUCCUCUCUCGGCGGUGUGAACGUGUGUCUGCAGCGUGAUGGGCAACCAGGUGGAGAAACUGACCCACCUAAGUUAUAAGGAAGUUCCCACAGCCGACCCGACGGGCGUUGACCGAGACGACGGGCCCCGCAUCGGGGUCUCCUAUAUCUUCUCCAAUGACGACGAGGACGUGGAGCCGCAGCCGCCACCCCAGGGGCUGGAUGGCGGUGGCGGCUGUUUGCCCGACGGCGGGGACGGGCCGGCGCUACCCCCGCCGCAGCCCUACGACCCGCGGCUGCACGAGGUGGAGUGCUCCGUGUUUUACCGCGACGAGUGCAUCUACCAGAAAAGCUUCGCGCCGGGCUCCGCUGCGCUGAGCACCUACACGCCCGAGAACCUGCUCAACAAGUGCAGGCCUGGUGACCUGGUGGAGUUCGUGUCGCAGGCGCAGUACCCGCACUGGGCUGUCUACGUGGGCAACUUCCAGGUGGUGCAUUUGCACCGGCUGGAGGUGAGCAAUAGCUUCCUGACGGACGCGAGCCAGGGCCGGCGCGGCCGCGUGGUGAACGAUCUGUACCGCUACAAGCCGCUGAGCCCCAGCGCCGUGGUGCGCAACGCGCUGGCGCAAGUGGGCGCCAAGGAGCGCGAGCUGAGCUGGCGCAACUCGGAGAGCUUCGCCGCCUGGUGCCGCUACGGCAAGCGCGAGUUCAAGAUCGGCGGCGAGCUGCGCAUCGGCAAGCAGCCCUAUCGGCUGCAGAUCCAGCUCUCUGCGCAGCGGAGCCACACGCUCGAGUUCCAGAGCCUGGAGGACCUGAUCAUGGAGAAGCGGCGCAACGACCAGAUCGGGCGCUCCGCGGUGCUGCAGGAGCUCGCCACGCACCUGCACCCGGCGGAGCCGGACGAGGGCGACGGCGACGCCGCGCGGACUACGCCGCCUCUCGGGCGCCCCCCUGCGUCGGGCAGGGAGGAGGAGGACCCAGAGGCGGUGGUGCACUGACGCGCAGGGCUGAGUGCAGAGCUGUGUGAGGGAGCUGUUUGCAGCAGCCGCUGCCGUCUCCCUCCUCUCCCUCCCUCCUCCACCACCUUCUGGGCCCCAUCUGGACUCCUGGGCCAUUUGGAAAACGGAGAGUUGGCGAAAAGCGCUGCCAGCUGUGGCUUGAGUUUGUUAUCUUGGACGGAGGAGGAAGAGGGAGCAGGUAGAACUUUGGCCGGGGGACGCUUCUUGGCUUCUUGCCUGUCCACUCAGUCUAUCUUCCUUUCCGAGACGAGGUGAGGCAAACAGUGGACUUGCUAGACACUUAAUCCCUCCUGGACCUGGGUCCAAAAAUCGACUCAACGCACGCAGGAGUGAAGAAAAGUUUGGAGUACUAACACUUGCUAUCGCCUUCUGCCCGCUUCCCUUCCUACCAGGGCCAGAGCAGGUUUGUGGUGGUGCUGCCCCCAGGUAGCAGUGUGUAGGAUCCGGGAGGCUGAGGUGAUUUAUUUUAUGGUUUUCCUGGGGUGCAGGGCUGGCGAAACCAGGACCAGAUGUGGGAGCAGCAGGCAGGAACCGAGCAGCACCCUGUAAAGUGUUAACGAACAGUUGCGUAAACUUGGGCUACAAAACAAGGAUUUGCUACCUCCCCUCACCCUAUCCCCCCCGAGCAGUUUAUCUUCUGAAGCUGGCUUCUAGCUGAGUCUCCCGCUCCCUCCUUCACCACCUACCACUUUCCAGGGUACAAGUAAAUCAUUGUCACCCGCCAGCAAAGGGAAGGAUUCCAUUUUGUUUGUGUUUUGCUGCCUUUGUCUCUACCCUCCUAUUGCAGGCGCUUAACAGCCGCGGAAUUUGUUAUCAAAAUUUUGUGUCUGAUCUGAUAAACCUGCUUGGCCAUGUUCAUCUGGAGGUCACACGUGAGGUUGGCUGUUGCCACCCCAUAAAGUAUCCACUACAGAAACAGUCAAACAGGGUUGCACCAGCAGGAAUUAGUCAGUCAGUUUCUUGUCCAUUCCCCCACCUAACCCCCUUCUUGAAUAGUGAAGGUAACUUCUCUUUCUCUCUUUCUCUUUCUCUUUCUCUUUCUCUCUUCCUUCCUUCCUUCCUUCCUUCCUUCCUUCCUUCCUUCCUUCCUUCCUUUUUUGACAAUGUAAGGCUUUUGGUGGUGGGGCUGUGAGGGUUUUUUUCCUUCACUGCCCCAUCCCCCCCUCUCACUUUUGUUCUGCUGAUAGUAAAAUCUUAGACUUGAGGCAUAUUUCAAUGAUAAGGUAUUUACUUUGCUAGCCUCACUCGAUGCAAUUUAAUUCAAGAUGUAGAAUCUUAUAUUGCUGCAGUCUCCUUGUCGCUUGGAGAGCAUCCCUUCAGAAUGCUUUCUCAAUUAAGAGGGGUGACAGCAAUCACAAAUAAAUGCCACCUGGUGUAAUCAGCACCAAGUCUGGCGACAGUCCUAAAGCAUGGGUUGGUGACUGCGGGGUCUCUCCGAAGCAGGCUGGCCAACACUGUUUGGAUCUGCUGCUAGGUUUGCUUUACUGUGAGGCUUUAAAAAAUGUGUACAAUCUGUCCCUUGUUUUCAUGUGAGCUCUUUCAUGAUGUGUGCCCUUGAUUUCAGAAUCCUUCUCUGCUGCACGUAGGCGUUGCUAAUGCUGUCUCAAAAGUUGAGUAAAGUUUUUUUUUUUUCCUCUUGGGAAUCAAUAUAGAUUACACUGAACAAGUCAUUUUGUGACUUGAUUCUUACUGUUGGAGUAGAAUCAUUGUUGAGUGUUCCACAUCCGUGGCUAUCCUCAGGCCUCCUGCCUGGAGAUCUUUAAAUCAAGGCAGCAAAGCUUGAAGGAUUAAAUUGUGUACCAGCUCUUUUCAAACUUGGGAGGUUGAAGGCCAUAAUUUUUAAAAACCUAAACCUUCACAGUACCGCAACAUGAAAUAAUUUAAUUGCAAGGGCAUUAGCUAUGUUCCCUGUUUUUACAGGGAUCCCCAAACAGGUCCUGUCAUUUUGUUAAAGAUGAACCACAUUUAGCCCUGGUCUGGGACUUUGGAGAAACAUCCGUCUCAUAUUGGAAAUGUUGAUCUAGUUUCCUUGCUUAAUAAUCUCACAGCUUUGUGUUUGUAUUUUGCUCAUGGGAAAGCAGAGCAGAUAAAAAUGUGGGUAAUGCUGCUUACCAGAGCCUACUAGAUUUGGAUUUUCUUGGAUGUUUUUAACACAGUCAAAUGAAAGUUGAAUGACACAAAGUCACGACUGUUGUGCAGACAGCAAGAGGGGUGGGCAGAGCAGCCCUGCCCAGCAGCUCUGGGCUAGCAAGCCUCCUCUUCUUUCCACUCCCCCCAUCUGUCUCCCUCUACCCUCCAAUGGAAAGUGAACGUCAUCGGUCACACCAAGGGACAGCGGUAACUCUUGUUACAAACAUCUUUGAGGAAUCUCAACUUGGAGGAAGAACUCCUGUAAGAUUCAUGCCAAUAAUAGCAUUCUUCCUCUAGAGAAGAGGUUUUUGAUACCAGGGCUUGAAAAUGAGCUGGAAGGGGAAAGAGAUAUGCUCUGGUUGCUCCUUUUUAUGCGUUUUGACAGCGUAUCAGAGAUGUGACGUGUGGAAUGCUUCAGAACAGUGACUCCGUUGGAAGUUUGAUUAGUCUCGUCAUGCUUAAAGUAAAGCCCCAACCAACCUGUGAAGGUUCCAAGGAAAGGGGAUGGGAUCAACCAUUGGCAUCUUUCCUGAAGGUGGCAGCGUUGUGGAUAAGUUUUCAUGCCCAGGCGAUGGCUACAUCUGGCACUUUAAAAAAAAUAUAUAUAUUUAAUAAUUUUUGUUUCUCCUUAGGAAUGAGACUCUAGAACUGUUUUGUACUGUGAAUUACGGGUGCUCUUUGGAGGAAAAGAAUAUUGAUCUAAUGUUCUUCAGAGGCUCUGGCAGGGACAAGCAGGACACCCAACUGGAACAUACGCUAAAUGUAAUCAGACAAAUUCUAUUUUCUUACUUGAGCAAAUAUUUUAUUGAGACUGCUUAUGUAUGGCCAAGGAACCCACAACUUCAGCUACACAACUUUUUAUACUGAGAGAACUCGAAUACUUUUUGUAGCUUUUAUUCCGCAUUUAAUUUAAAAUGACUUUAUAGCACUAACAUGCCUAGCAGAAGACUUUACUCCAGACCUUUAAGGAAAUUUUUAGUUUUUAUGGAAAAUGACAUUACAGUGGUUAAAUUUCUUGUGUCUUUGGUGCUUCUGGCCCUAACAGCACCAGUCGACAACACCACAACCACAUGGAAACAUAUUUUUGGAAGCAAAACUUUAAUUUUCUACUACAUAUGCUAUGGAGAGUGAAGAAAAUUUAAGGACUACUUGUUUUCUAUUUUUUUUUUCUUAACAAAAUGGAAUCCACUGUGUUGAAGACUCUUGACAUUAUAUGAUUGUCUAACUUUUUUUUUUGUAAAUUAGUAUAAAAUCGAGUGUGAUCAUGAUCAUUGAAAGGAUUUGUUUGGAAAGUUACAUUUUAUUUGUGAGUUUGUUUUUUUUUUAAAUCAGGGUAACUGUAAACUUGACUGGUUUAUUCAACUUUCCAUCAUGUUGUUUUGUUCUGAGCUGUAACACCUGUGACCCAUGGAGAAUUCCAUCGACUAACUUGAUAAAUUCCACAUGCAUUUUAUUUCCUAGUGAAUUGUAUAAACUUUAUUUUUGUUGAAGACUGUGUGUUAAAUCAAUGUUCUGUUCUCAUACCACUUCUUGAGAAGGAGGUUCUGAUUUGAAAUUGUAUCAUUUCCUUCAAAAUGAAGGGCAAGUGCUUAGUUAAAUAAAAGAUUGAUGACAUCUUUUAAACCA
Messenger RNA from Camelus dromedarius (Arabian camel), 5255 nucleotides. RefSeq names its product LRAT domain containing 2 (gene LRATD2). Bases 540 to 1478 code for a protein of 312 amino acids. The transcript is spliced from 2 exons. The record is from RefSeq and is a predicted model, not a curated record. NCBI's taxonomy places the organism in Eukaryota, Metazoa, Chordata, Mammalia, Artiodactyla, Camelidae.